AUACGCAUUUAAAGUGAUGUUGCUGCAAUGGAUUAUGCGCCAAUGCAAGUAAUCAAUCCACCAAAACCACAACUCCAGGACACAACCGCACGAAAGCUAAGAGCUUCAGACGAGAUUCACUAUUCAUCACAUGAUCAGCAUUUAGAUGACGAGAUAAUGGUGACUAAAGAGAGUGGUCAGACUUUGUUCAUAGGUGUCCUGUCACAUCAGGAAGACAUUGAGGAUUCUGACAUGCAUCCGAAUCCCAAGAGUGAUCAUGUGACGAAUAUGAGCAUGAGGGAAUGUGUAAAGCUGAAGACUGAAGCUGGAGUCGAAACGAAAAUCAAAUUGAAUUUUAGUGUAGAUAGACUUUUGAGUGCAGAUUGUGGAGAUAGUACAAUUGACCAUAGUCAACGGAUUGUGAUAACUUCAAAUAAUAAUAAUAGUUAUACCGUCGCCCCAGCAUCCACCGCCGCCGGGAGUACUGGACAGUAUGAUUGUUGUAAAUAUUAUGUUAAUGGUCAUAAUAUAUUAAUGGGCAACUAUCAUCUGCAGAAACAUCUGCAACAAGCGAGUCGAAGUCACCACGAGAGAGGAGUCAAUUUGCCAUCUAGUAUGGAUAUAAGAUCAGUUGUUAGGCCCACUCCAAUUAGAGCAUUAAACAAUGGAACAGAUGAAGUUCCAUCGUACUCAUCAAUGGCCUCUGCGAUACUAAAAUUCCAACAACACCCUCCACCACCACCCCCGCCAACAGCAACAUCAAUAGCAGCUCUGUCUUCAUUAAUGGCGCCAUUUAGCGGGUUGAAAUCAUUGCAGAUCAAUCAGCAACAUUUCCGUCAGCAGGCUAAUAUUCAGACGGCCGCGGCCGCGGCAUCCAAAUCCUUAGACAUUCCACCUACAACACAACAAACUCAAAUACCAAAUGCCGGCUGCGGCGGCGGCGGCAUCGUAUCCGGCUCAACUGGGUCAACGGUUUCUUCAGGUAUAAUAGCGAAUAAUGGAAAACGAAAGCGAUCAUGGUCGAGGGCAGUCUUCAGCAACCUGCAACGUAAAGGCUUGGAGAUUCAGUUUCAACAGCAAAAAUACAUAACGAAGCCCGAUCGAAGAAAACUCGCAGCUAGGCUUAAUUUGACUGAUGCGCAGGUUAAAGUUUGGUUCCAAAAUAGGAGGAUGAAAUGGCGACAUACCAGAGAGAAUCUGAAAAGUGGACAAGAGAAACCCGUGUCUUCCCAAAAUGCACCAUCAGCAAAAUCGAAUACUACCGGUGGCAGCGGCGAGGUGGACAAAAAGUGUUACACUUCAUCCAGCGAUAGUGAUGAAGACGAAAUAGAUGUCGUGGAAUGACAAUGACAACUAUUAUAACUUUAUUCAGUGUACCAUAUUAGUUAGUUAAUUUGUUUUAUUUAUUUUUCGUAUGCAAUAUUUAAUAUUUUUCCAAUAAAACAAACAAUGAUAAACUAUUGUACAAA
Eupeodes corollae is the source of this 1448-nucleotide messenger RNA. RefSeq names its product homeobox protein H2.0-like. Gene Ontology annotation, biological process: regulation of DNA-templated transcription. The record is from RefSeq and is a predicted model, not a curated record. NCBI's taxonomy places the organism in Eukaryota, Metazoa, Arthropoda, Insecta, Diptera, Syrphidae. The transcript has 3 exons. The coding region runs from base 28 to 1323 and encodes 431 amino acids. Gene Ontology annotation, molecular function: DNA-binding transcription factor activity, RNA polymerase II-specific; sequence-specific DNA binding.